This is a messenger RNA of Topomyia yanbarensis, 2489 nucleotides long. RefSeq names its product tetratricopeptide repeat protein 27. Lineage: Eukaryota; Metazoa; Arthropoda; Insecta; Diptera; Culicidae. The transcript has 3 exons. The record is from RefSeq and is a predicted model, not a curated record. The coding region runs from base 77 to 2443 and encodes 788 amino acids. Gene Ontology annotation, molecular function: protein binding.
AUAAACACAUGCUUGUAAAAUUGUGCCGCAAGGUUUUGAGUAUUUUGAACCAACUUUGUUAGUCUGAAACCGAGAAAUGGACGAAAGAAAGCUGACGCAAUUGUUCAAUUUUAUUUAUUAUGAAGUCUUUUCACUUCCAGAUACACCGGAGCUAUCGAAGUUGCAAAGUUUCAUCAAGGACUGCAACUGGACCGAAUGUUUCCGACAGUCAAUUUUUCAAUCUAUAGCAUCAGGCAAUGCGUCGUCAGCAGACCGCCAGACACUUCUUUCAGCAGCAAUCGCUGCCCUAUUCGCAUUUAUCCAAAACAAUUUCCUUGGACCACAAAUAUCCUAUGCAGGUGUAAUAGACUUUCUCGAGGGAUCCAACGCUGCGACUCGGACCAAUUUAGACGGCGAAGAGCUGAAUGUUAACACCUACUCGCCUGAACUGCUGUACAUUUGCAAGAUUGCAUUCAAAACAUUGAUUGAUGAUGCUGAAAAUCAAGCCAGUAUCUACGACCGACUUUGGUACCUGCGAUAUUUAGUAGUUUAUCAACGAUGUUUGGAAGAUUUGACGCACAGCGUCUACUCUAGAUUUGACCAAAAUGUGGAACAAAUAGCUAAGGUUUUCGACGACCUGGACGAUAAAGAUUUGAAGCUACAAGCGCACAUUGAGAUUGUUCAGGGAUACGUACUGUUCAAAAGAAUCACGAAAUCCGAACGAUGGAUGGCCGCGUUGCAGGAUUUGGCCGGCUUAGAUUUAGCCAUUAAAGGUGUUCUAGGUGUGCGGACGAAGUACCAACAGAACGAAUUGCCGCAGCUAGCUUUGAGGGUGAAAGGUUUAGAAUCACUACCUCUACCAUCAUCCCUGGAAACGCAUGGUCACAUUACACUGCCGACGAUUUUGAAACUUGACGAUGAUGUGCGAUUAGAGAAGGUGAAGUUUACGUCUGAAGAGGAGAAUUUCGAUUUCCAGUUGCCUAGUUUGGUGCAGGAAAUGGUGCUAACGAAACUGUUUUUCCUGAAAUAUUCUCAACCCAAAGACAAACUGGCGGACGAGGUACUUGAGCCGUACAUUACAUCCUUGCUGUACCAAGAACAUGGUCCUUGGGCUGCCCGGAUAUCUAGUUUAUUCCUCAACGUGUGCCAGGAAGCGAACCACAAACGAACCGUCGAUCGUUCGUUAAAACAAUGCGAAGAACUGGUUCACUUAAUAGAUUCCGAUUCGAUUCCCAUGCCCCAUCGAUUGUCGUAUGCUUUCUGUUCUGCCAUCAUUCCCCGCUGGCAGAUCAAAGCAAAACUAGGCGAUCUAAUGGUCAGCCUAGGAAUGAUCAAAGGUGCUUUGGAUCUAUACCUACAGUUGCAACUUUGGGAAGAAGUUAUCGCUUGUUACAACCAUCUGGAGAUGAGACACAAAGCAGCAGAAAUUAUCCAACAAGAAAUUAGUAAGAAUCCUACGGUUACGCUCUACUGUCUGCUCGGGGAUGCCACCGACGAAGUUCAGUACUAUCAGAAAGCGUGGGAAAUGUCGAACGAAACCAGUGCAAGAGCACAACGUCACUGGGGUAAUUUUUAUUUCGCCAAAAAACAAUACCAGGAGGCGAUCCCUCAUUUGCAAAAAUCCAUCGAAAUCAACUGCCUACAGGAGAACACUCUACUACGACUAGGAUAUGCUGCUCUGCAGCUUGAACACUGGGAGGAAGCUGCGAAGGCAUAUCGUCUAUACACAUCACUCGAGUCGUAUGGAUUUGAAUCAUGGAACAAUUUAGCUAAAGCGUACAUUAAACUAGGAGAUAAAAAACGUGCUCACAAAAUCCUCCAAGAAGCACUCAAAUGCAAUUUUAAUAAUUGGAAGGUAUGGGAAAACUAUUUGGUCGUAAGUAUCGACACAAAAAACUAUGAAGACGCUAUAAAUGCCUACGAACGGUUGGUAGAACUGAAGGAUAAAUUUUAUGAUCCAGAAGUAUUGGAAAUUCUGACUAAAGUUAUUUCGGAAGGAGCUCCUGAUGCAAAUGGAAACCCAUCGAGUCGCCUGUCAAAGAAGAUUCUCCAACUACUUGGACAUGCUUGUGCUAAGAACGUCAACAAUGGCUAUUUGUUUGAGCUGUCUGCUCAGCUUGAAACGGAGGAUUCCCUGAGGAGGGCACAGAAACUUCAGAAUGCCUACCGGGGUUACACUUUAUCCAACAGCCAAUGGUCGAAAGCUCCAGAUAGUUGCGGAAAAAUAGUCAAGUUGUGUAUUCAAUUGUGCGAAAGUUCUUUACACGCCUUCCUAGAAGGUAAAUCAGAUGCUGGAAAGCUUGCAUCUCUAAAAUCACAGCUAUCGUCUGCUAGACUUACUGGACAGGGCUGUUGGAGGGCGGCAAGUAACGAAAAUUGGGAACAAAAUGCGGUAUUUGUUGGUGAACUGAAAGAAAUUGUACAGAAGUUGACCGUUGAACUAACAAAUGUUAUGAAUCAGUGAAAUGUUUCUUGUAGGUCAGCAAAAUAUACAAUUUUAACUUUAAAAA